AUACAUUGAUUGCAUUCGUUUCCCAUCUCCCUUCUAGUUGUAAACGAGGUGACCAUGGAACCUCCUCAGUUUUCUAUGAAUGUUGCAGGUUUACGUGCAAUGCUUGAACAAGACUCCCUAGGCAGAUCUCACCAUCCCUCUCAUAAACGGAUACAAGAACUCAUUACAAGUCUCCCUAAGAUCUCAGAAACCGAGCUUAAAGACUUGGGACAUUCUGAAUCAGUUUGCCCCAUAUGUUUUAAUACAUUCUUGGCCAUCCUGGCUGAAGAGGAAAUGGCACUCGUGAUGGACUCCCCCGCGCAUCCAGUAGAGGAACUAGGCGUGACUAGGCUCCAGGAAACAUGCGGGCAUAUGUUCUGCCGAAGAGAUAUCACGAAAUGGAUACGAGACGGUCGCAAGUCUUGCCCCACUUGUCGCAGGGCUUUCCUAACGACCGGCGCGGGUGAUACUGACCAGCGUGAGACGGGAGAGACUUCUCUGCCAGAUGAUUUUACUGAGUGGAUUGUUGAGAGCUCGAUGGUUGCCAGAGAAUCUGGCGGCGCAGGCUUGCUGCCCAUCCUGGGCGUCCCCUCGAUGGCGAUAGGUGGUCGUCCAUCUGCCCAGCAACGGGAAAGUCGAGAUGAAUUUUCUGGGAUGUACUCGUAGCUUUGUAUUACAUGCAUUCCUUGCUCAAAUUGAGAUUAAACC
Suillus subalutaceus is the source of this 687-nucleotide messenger RNA. RefSeq lists its product as uncharacterized. The record is from RefSeq and is a predicted model, not a curated record. Gene Ontology annotation, molecular function: metal ion binding. NCBI's taxonomy places the organism in Eukaryota, Fungi, Basidiomycota, Agaricomycetes, Boletales, Suillaceae. The transcript has 4 exons. The coding region runs from base 55 to 645 and encodes 196 amino acids.